Homarus americanus (American lobster) is the source of this 1194-nucleotide messenger RNA. Its product is annotated as extensin-like. The transcript is spliced from 2 exons. The coding region runs from base 1 to 1194 and encodes 397 amino acids. The record is from RefSeq and is a predicted model, not a curated record. NCBI's taxonomy places the organism in Eukaryota, Metazoa, Arthropoda, Malacostraca, Decapoda, Nephropidae.
AUGGUGACGUCGGCACCAGUACCUCGCCCCUCAACCUCCAGCACCAGUACCUCGCCCUCAACCUCCAGCAGCAGUACCUCGCCCCUCAACCUCCAGCAACCUCCAGCAGUACCUCGCCCCUCAACCUCCAGCAGCACCUCGCCCCUCAACCUCCAGCAGCAGUACCUCGCCCCUCAACCUCCAGCAGCAGUACCUCGCCCCUCAACCUCCAGCACCAGUACCUCGCCCCUCAACCUCCAGCAGCAGUACCUCGCCCUCAACCUCCAGCACCAGUACCUCGCCCUCAACCUCCAGCAGCAGUACCUCGCCCCUCAACCUCCAGCAGCAGUACCUCGCCCUCAACCUCCAGCAGCAGUACCUCGCCCCUCAACCUCCAGCAGCAGUACCUCGCCCUCAACCUCCAGCAGCAGUACCUCGCCCCUCAACCUCCAGCAGUACCUCGCCCCUCAACCUGCUACACCCCUCAACCUCCAGCAGCAGUGCCUCGCCCCUCAGCCUCCAGCAGCAGUACCUCGGCCUCCAGCACCAGCAGCAGUACCUCGCCCUCAACCUCCAGUACCUCGCCCCUCAACCUCCAGCAGCAGUACCUCGCCCUCAACCUCCAGCACCAGUACCUCGCCCCUCAACCUCCAGCACCAGUACCUCGCCCUCAACCUCCAGCAGCAGUACCUCGCCCCUCAACCUCCAGCAGCAGUACUCGCCCUCAACCUCCAACAGCCCAGCAGUACCUCGCCCCUCAACCUCCAGCAGCAGUACCUCGCCCUCAACCUCCAGCAGCAGUACCUCGCCUCAACCUCCAACAGCAGUACCUCGCCCUCAACCUCCAGCAGCACAACCUCCAGCAGCAGUACCUCGCCCCUCAACCUCCAGCAGCAGUACCUCGCCCCUCAACCUCCAGCAACAGUACCUCGCCCUCAACCUCCAGCAGCAGUACCUCGCCCCUCAACCUCCAGCAGCAGUACCUCGCCCUCAACCUCCAGCAGCCCUCGCAACCUCCAGCAACAGUACAGUACCUCGCCCCUCAACCUCCAGCAACAGUACCUCGCCCCUCAACCUCCAGCAGUACCUCGCCCCUCAACCUCCAACAGCAGUACCUCGCCCCUCAACCUCCAGCAACAGUACCUCGCCCCUCAACCUCCAGCAGCAGUACCACCUCUCCUUCAACCUCCUACACCCCUGCACCUCUCCCAUUAA